Dalotia coriaria is the source of this 798-nucleotide messenger RNA. RefSeq names its product myrosinase 1-like. The transcript is spliced from 8 exons. Gene Ontology annotation, molecular function: beta-glucosidase activity. Gene Ontology annotation, biological process: carbohydrate metabolic process. NCBI's taxonomy places the organism in Eukaryota, Metazoa, Arthropoda, Insecta, Coleoptera, Staphylinidae. The record is from RefSeq and is a predicted model, not a curated record. The coding region runs from base 1 to 798 and encodes 265 amino acids.
AUGGCGAGUGUAUUGCAAACGGAGUAUGUUGGGAAUCAUGGAUUGAUUUAUAUGUGUACGAGGAAUUUAUUGCUUGCACACGCGAGUGUUUAUAGGUUGGUUAUUGAUAUAAAUGACAAGCCAGAGGAUUGUGAUGAUGAUUUGAAAGCAGCUGAGAGAUAUAGACAGUUUAUGAUAGGAAAAUGGGGACAUCCUAUUUAUACUGGAGAGACUUCCCCCAGUGUUAUGAAGGAAUAUGUGGCUAAUGCAAGUCAGCUCAAGGGGACCAAUGAUUACUACAAAUUAUUACCCAGUAGACUUGUAUUUUUCAAUGAUACUUUGAAUGAAGAUAGUUUACAGAGUGAUGCACAAGUUUUUGUUACAGUGGACCCAAAAUGGAAGCAAUCACCAACUCAACCACUGAUUUAUGUUGUGCCUGAAGCUAUACGAAAAUCUUUGAGGUUUAUUAGAGAUGAAUAUAGAAAUCCAACUAUAAUGGUUACAGAAAAUGGGUAUGGGGAUAAAGGAGAAUUUGAUGAUCGAGAUAGAAUAAAUUAUUUUAAUGAUCAUUUGAAACAAAUGGUUUUGAGUAUGAAUGAAGAUAAUGUAAAGAUUAUAGGUUAUACAGCGUGGAGUUUCAUGGAUAAUUUUGAAUGGACAAAUGGAUAUUUGAGUAAAUUUGGUUUAUAUUCGGUUGAUUUUAAUAAUUCUGCAAGACCACGUUACGAAAAAGAUUCAGCUAUAUACUAUAAAAAACUAAUUGAAACUAAAUGUCUUAUUGAUUCUUGUCUAAAUAAAACUUCAAAUUUCCAUUCGUAA